AUGGAUAGCUUCCAUCCUAGGACCGUGAAACGGCUGGUGCAAUUCUUGUACACCGGCGAUUACGACGUUGACGACGAUGAGCAUGAAGCCACUCAGGGAAAACUUCUGGAGAUGACAUCGAUGAAGCUGAGGAAGCCUCCCUUGCAAUUGCCACAGGCAUUGAACGCAACAGCUUGCCUAUUCGAGCAUAUCCGUGUCAACUCUAUCGGCGAUUACUGCCGCAUCGACGAACUUGUUUCAAUAGCGAACACCAAGAUUCAGCACCUAGUUCGGAGUGAUGGAACUAGUAACAUCGAAUCCAGGAUCGAAAGCCCGCCCGAGGCAACCGAAACGGUUGUCCGCUCGACAGGAGACGAUGAACUACGGAGGAUCUUAGCGUCGGCAACCGUACCGAACAUUGCCUUCCUGGAGCCCGAUCAUUUCAAGAAGCUGAGCGUCGGGACGGACGUUUCGACAAUGGCAAUGCAAGGCUGCGCCCAAAAGAAUAAAGACCUCAUGGGGAAAAUCUACAAUCUCGGGGUUCGGCUACAAAUGGCGGAGAGCCUAUCACAGGAUACCACCACGGCGGAGGUCUUAAAACAGAAACGUUGCUUGCGGGUCUUGAACGGGAUGGCCCAGUGUUCUUGGUAG
Molecule: messenger RNA, 630 nt
Organism: Cladophialophora bantiana CBS 173.52
Lineage: Eukaryota; Fungi; Ascomycota; Eurotiomycetes; Chaetothyriales; Herpotrichiellaceae
Exons: 2
Coding region: 1-630 (209 amino acids)
Source: RefSeq, a predicted model, not a curated record